Molecule: messenger RNA, 1140 nt
Organism: Gossypium raimondii (Peruvian cotton)
Lineage: Eukaryota; Viridiplantae; Streptophyta; Magnoliopsida; Malvales; Malvaceae
Product: protein FATTY ACID EXPORT 1, chloroplastic
Exons: 6
Coding region: 151-837 (228 amino acids)
Cellular component (GO): membrane
Source: RefSeq, a predicted model, not a curated record
CUCCUUGAAUUAUCGGUUGACCAAACAGCCCUUGAGGCUGCUGCUGUCUCCACUCUCUCUUGAAUCAAAACCUGCCAAUUUUGCUUUCUAUAAAAAAGGUUAAUUUUAUUUACUUUUUGUUUUUUGUUUUGUUCGAUUUUCAAAAUAAAAAUGGCAACAGCAGCAGCAGCGACAAAGACAAUUUCUCAGAUUUCUUGUUUCUCUUCAAUCAACCGGAGAUUUCAGCUCUAUCAUCGUUCAACUUUUCGUCCGGUUACUCGCUCAAAGUCAUUUGUUGUUACAAGUGUUGAUGGGCAUGGUGCUGAAACUACUGGCAAUCAACUUAAAACUACACCAAGCUAUAUUGCUGGAGAAUCAAAAGCAUUUAUAGAAGAUAUGCCUAGGACAUACCCAAAUGCAGAAGAGCAUGUUCCUGAAAAUACAAGUGAUUUAGAAGAGGAACAUGGUAUCAUCCAACAAAAGAGGGCAGCAAAAAUCCAUGAUUUCUGUUUUGGAAUUCCUUAUGGUGGUCUUGUUCUAAGCGGGGGGCUUAUUGGUUUUAUAUUUUCAAGAAAUACUACUACCUUACUCUUUGGAGGUGCUUUGCUGGCCCUUAGCACCUUCAGCUUGAAAAUCUGGCGGCAAGGAAAAUCAAGUUUACCGUUCAUACUUGGACAAGCAGCAUUAGCAGCAGUCCUUUUCUGGAUGAACUUUCAGACUUACUCAUCGACAAAGAAACUAUUUCCUAAUGCAUUUUAUGCUGCGAUUAGUGCCGCAAUGUUCUUCUUCUAUUCAUAUGUUGUGAUCUCUGGAGGGAACCCACCCCCAAAGAAGAUGAAGCUUUCUGCUGCUCAUUAAUCAUGGCCGUCUUAAUUAUAUGAAUGUUGGAGUUUGACUUGACCUGAGAUUACAGGUAAAUGGGCAUUGUGUUAUUUAUCAAACAAACUGCUGGUUAGCUACAAGUUGAAGUAUUUUUUUUUAAAGAUUAGGUUAAACGGGAGUUAUUCCUCUUCCGUCCCAUAGAUUCCGCCAGAUCCAUCCAAGGGUUCAAUCUCUGAGACUGAGUCUUUUUUAAACUGUUAUGGUGCCUCUCAGGGGACAUGUUAGGCUUUUACUGUGAUAAAUGACAAUGUUUUGUUAUAGCAUUAGUGCUUUUGAUCA